This is a messenger RNA of Sitodiplosis mosellana (orange wheat blossom midge), 571 nucleotides long. Its product is annotated as protein phosphatase 1 regulatory subunit 27-like. Lineage: Eukaryota; Metazoa; Arthropoda; Insecta; Diptera; Cecidomyiidae. Gene Ontology annotation, molecular function: protein binding. The record is from RefSeq and is a predicted model, not a curated record. Bases 247 to 540 code for a protein of 97 amino acids. The transcript has 3 exons. Gene Ontology annotation, cellular component: nucleus; cytoplasm.
ACACAUUGGCUAAAAUAUUUUCGAGAUUUUUGAAGAAGAAAAAUGAAAUUGUUCAUAGUGAUGUGCUUGACCACAAUUUCUGCAGUUCAAAUGAAUGGUCAUGAUGAAUUGUAAGUAUUAAUCAAAUAAUUAACAAACUGAUAACGAAGAGCACUUUCGACCAACACAUAUUAGACCAAAAGUCCAGUUAUUUGAAAAAAAAAAUCUUGAAAAUAUUUUGAUUUCACAUCAUUCAGAUCUGAUAAAAUGUUGACACUCACGAUUAACCACCAUGGAUACAUGCUUCUUCAUGAAGCUGCCAUUUCUGGCAAUAUUACGGCGGCUAAAAUGCUUCUGGACGCAGGGGCAGAUAUAAAUGCUGAAACCAACCUGGGAUUUACACCACUCUUCUUGGCAUUUGCUCAUUUUGGUGCAGAUGGACCUGAAAAUAUGGAUAUGAUCGAAUUUCUCGUUCAGAAUGGUGCACAAGUAAAAAACUUUAGGAAUAAUGGAUUCAAAGCGCUUCGUUUUUUCAUGAAUUAUCUCGAAGAUGAAGAAUGAUCUCUAUACUGUUGAUUGUCAUGUUUUUAAA